AUGGAUACCGCUACAAACUUUCACCGAGCACAUGAGAAAUCAUCCCAAGAGAAUCGUGGACUGAUUAUACAACACCGUCUUGAUAUGGAGCUUCUUGUCAACGACCACAAGGCAGUUUGCGACAGCCAUUCCCAAAACGAGGCUGUAUUACGGGAAGAGCUAGCGACGCUCCAAAAAAAGCUCAGCUUUAUGGAAGGCAGCUGCUCAUAUGACUUGCGCCAGUGGAAGGCUUCAGCUAAUGCAAUGAAGGAAGAAAUUAUGGGUGUUCGUGCGGAUCUUAUUAUGGCUCAAGAUGCGUCAUUAAGGAGAGACAAGAAGUAUAUUGCUCUGCUGCCAGGUUAUCCUCCAAAAAAGCAAGCCGGUGGUAGCGGGACAUCAGAGGCACUCGAUGCACCUACAGAAGUACAGGCAAAGGCAAUGGGGAUGCGUCUCGACAAAGGAAAAAGGAUCGCAGAGGAUAUUGCUGAAAAACGAUCCCGUGAAGCAGCCAAGGAUCUUGCAGAGCUUCCAGGUUCAGAAUUCUCGAAACUGCAGGCCACGUUCAGGAAGGGGAUGGCCGAAGCGGAGAUGGACCAAGGCACAAAGACAAAGCCAACUUCAAAGUCUGUGCAGUCGGACCACCCUACCCAAUCCUUAAAGCCAACGCCAACUUCAAAGGCCGUGCACUCCGACCAGUCUACUCAACCCUCGAUGCCAAAGUCAACUCCAGUGGUUGUACACUCCGACAAGCCUACUCAGCCCCAGCAGCAGCCAAAGUCAGCUUCAGCGCCUAUACCCUCCGAUGGGCAGCCUCCAAAGGUCCCAACAACCUCAAAGAUCCCAACCCCAGCCAAGAAGCAACCUGAAGAUCAGGCGAAAGAGACCCCUCUUGUUGAGGCGGCACCUGCAAACUCAGAAAGAUUCACAAUACCCCGUGACGCGUCCUACUGGAUGAAAUCCCACUACGCACCCGUUACAUUAAGCGGUGGAGUCCCCUUGACGAGUGCGGAGGUUGAGAGGGGUUGUUCAAUUCCGCUACCCGUCGCCAAAGAGCAAAAGCCUACGGCGCAAGGCAACAACCAAGCGUGAUCUGUGAUCCACUCGGUUGUGGCCAACCAGAAGGCGGCUCGUGUGUUGAUAUCUGCCUUUUGGAGGCGUUCCCUGAAGGAGGAGUGGUAGAAUUCCGUAGCAGGCUAGGAACGUUUUGGAAAGGACGGGCUGGAGAUGCCUAUUAUACUUUAUCACCACUAAUUUUGAUUUUUUUUGAUUAUAUAGAUGGGUAUUAGUAGAGGUAAGUUAAUAAAUAG
Molecule: messenger RNA, 1286 nt
Organism: Pseudogymnoascus destructans
Lineage: Eukaryota; Fungi; Ascomycota; Leotiomycetes; Thelebolales; Thelebolaceae
Exons: 1
Coding region: 1-1068 (355 amino acids)
Source: RefSeq, a predicted model, not a curated record